AUGAAUAUCAAUGCAAAAGCUUAUCGUCUUGGUGAUCUGAACAAUGAAACGAAAUUUAUAAUUAAAACAGUUGGCAUUGAUGCACCAGAUAUGUUACCAGAUGAUGUACCCGAUGGAACAGAAGUCGCUUUGGUUGAUCGUAAUGAAAAUCAACAAUCAAUGGAAAAUUUGAAUAAAAUGCGAUGUACUGCAACAAUGUUAACAAAACUAUAUCGUGAAAGCAACUUUGCUAUUGAUCAAAAGAUGACUUUUCUAUUAACCAGUGCUAUUCUUAGUGAUACGCUUCAUUUUCGAUCACCAGCAACGACAACUGAUGAUCGAAAUAUUUUGAAAUAUCUUAUUCCACUUGAUAAAAUAGAUAAUAUCACAUCAUAUGCUAAUAGUAUGUUCGAAGUUAAAAGUGGCUUGACAGGAUUUUCAACACGACAAAUUCUUCUUCUUGAUUAUAAACAAUAUACUUUUAAUAAUCAAACAUGGGGAAUAGGUACAGGGGAAACAUGUAGUAUGAAUAAAAUACUCGAACGAAACGAUGAACUACUCAAGGAAAUGAAUGAAGAAAAGAAAAGAUUUACAAGGAAUUUUAUUUUCAAUUAUUGA
This is a messenger RNA of Rotaria socialis, 597 nucleotides long. The record is from the annotation of a GenBank genome assembly. NCBI's taxonomy places the organism in Eukaryota, Metazoa, Rotifera, Eurotatoria, Philodinida, Philodinidae.